This is a messenger RNA of Amyelois transitella, 1997 nucleotides long. RefSeq names its product venom serine carboxypeptidase-like. Gene Ontology annotation, biological process: proteolysis. NCBI's taxonomy places the organism in Eukaryota, Metazoa, Arthropoda, Insecta, Lepidoptera, Pyralidae. Bases 176 to 1627 code for a protein of 483 amino acids. The record is from RefSeq and is a predicted model, not a curated record. The transcript has a single exon. Gene Ontology annotation, molecular function: serine-type carboxypeptidase activity.
AAUAACCUAUUUGAAUUGUGGUGGUAGGGAUAAGUAUGAAAAAUUUUUGUAAUCAAGUCGUAUUUUGUAUAAUAAUAAUUUGAGCUGAUAACACGAGUUAUAAAAAUAGACGAGACUUUGUAUAAAAGUAAAAACCGGCUGUUUUUCUCGCAGUUUACUUGAUGUAGUAGCGGCAAUGGGUCGUUUAACUGAGUGUUUUAUUUUCGUUCAAAUAUUUACUUCUUGUUAUUGUUUUCUACACAAUUACCCUAAAAUAUCGUAUGGGAUCGAUGAUGGCGGGGACACUGGUGAAGCUCUGUUCCUCACGCCAUACAUUGAGAGCGGUAACGUGAGUGAGGGGCGGCGACUCGCUCGUGUUCCCUUCACAGAAAGCCUCCGAAUCAAAAGUUUUGCCGGCUAUUUCACCGUUAACAAGACCUACAACUCCAAUCAAUUCUUUUGGUAUUUCCCCGCCAUGGCGCCAAACAGCCAAUUAGCACCAGUUGUAUUGUGGUUACAAGGAGGACCCGGCGCGACAUCGCUUUAUGGUCUUUUCACUGAAAAUGGGCCACUCAGAGUUCGCAACAAGAAAUUGGAGAGACGCAAGUACAACUGGGCACUGAAUCACCAUCUCAUUUACAUAGACAACCCUGUAGGAACGGGAUUCAGUUUCACGAAAGAUCCAAAGGGUUACUGCACGGAUCAAGUUCAAGUUGGAGAAGAACUGUACUCCAGUGUGGUGCAGUUCCUGCAGCUGUUCCCGGAGUUGCAAUCUAACAAGUUCUUUGUGACCGGAGAAUCUUAUGCGGGAAAAUACGUCCCGGCAUUGGCUUACACCAUCCACAAAAAAAAUCCUGAUGCAAAAAUAAAAGUGAAUUUGAAGGGGAUAAGUAUUGGGAAUGGACUAAGUGAUCCGGAACACCAGAUGGUGUAUGGGAAGUAUCUCAACCAGAUAGGACUCCUUGACUUCAAUCAGGAGAAGGUUUUUGAAGAAUAUCAAGACAAAACUGUUGAUUACAUCCGAAAAGGGAAGUGGGACAAUGCGUUUGACACUUUUGACACACUGUUGAAUGGAGAUCUGAUAGAUGGCAAGAGUGUCUUCUACAACAUGACAGGCUUCACUUUGUAUUUCAAUUAUUUGCACACCAAGGAUUACACUCAAUAUGAAGACUUCGGCACAUUUAUCCAAGCAAGUGCUACGCGAAAACAAAUUCACGUGGGAAAUUAUCCUUUCAAUAAUGGAACUAUUGUGGAACAGCAUUUGAAACAGGACGUUAUGAAAUCCGUAGCUCCUUGGAUUUCCGAACUACUGGAUCACUACUAUGUUGUAAUUUACAACGGCCAGUUAGAUAUAAUAGUGGCGUAUCCUUUGACGGUCAAUUAUUUGAGGAAUUUAAAUUUCACUGGAGCUGAUGAGUAUAAGACUGCAAAAAGAUAUAUUUGGAAGGUGGACGGAGAGGUUGCGGGCUAUGUCAAGCAGGCGGGCAAGCUCGUGGAGAUCAUGGUGAGGAAUGCGGGCCACAUGGUUCCUGGAGACCAGCCAAAGUGGGCUUUAGAUUUGAUCACAAGGUUCACCCAUGAAAAGACAUUCACAAGAGACAUAUUGAGGCAUCCUCAUUUUUCAAAUAAAUAUAACAGUAGGUUAUAAACAUUAUUCUCUUUAUUGUUUCCAAGUAAAUACCUAUGUUGUUAUCAUAGUUAUGUUUAAAAUUUAUAAAUCUAAAAUAUGCAAAUACAUAACAUGCUAUUUGUUUUAAAUUGUUCUAGUAUAAUUUAAUAGCUAGAUAUUCUUUGGUACGUAUGUAAUUGUUUGUUUUCAUUGAUUAUUUCUUUGUUAAAUACCUUUGUGAUUGAUAUCAAAUUGUUAAAUUUCUGAGAACACAGAAUAAGGAUUUAUUUUGUAUGUUUAUUGCUUUGGUUAUUGUAAUUCGAUCUGUAGUACUUAGAAUGUAAGCGUGUUGAUUGUUGUAAGGUGAAGAUUAUUAUUACUCGAAUAAAUGUUUCUAUUUUUUUAUGUA